AUGCACGGUGACCUUGCUCUGCAACUCGUCACAGGAUCGUACCGCUCCACACAAGCAACAGCCCCCCAACUCCCCUUGCCCAAAUACGCCCUCCCGCUCAUCCUUGCCAUCUGCCUCGAGACACGCCAGCUGGGCGCCGCCAUCCAGGCUGCGACCGAGACACACGGCUCUGCCCUCUCUCAAGACAACGCACUCGUAUGUGCACUCACCGUGCAACACCUCGCCGCGCGGCGCAAUAAGCGCUGCCUCCUUGCAUACCUCCACUCGCGCUUGGGUGGCAUCAAGGAGCGCUGGUGGGACGCCGGCGGUGCGCUCGCCUACCUCCUCUCUCCCGCCGCCAGCGCAAACGUGUCUGCCGACGUGGACGCACCCGACCUGCGGUCUGCACUCUCGCCGCAAGAACUAGACUUUAUGCGCGGAUACAACUCGCUGGUCCUCGAUUACAAGUCGGAUUUCCUGGACGUCCUCGACCUCGCGGCGCCGAUUGACCGGCCGCCGGGAGAGCUCAUGGUCGACGUGCGUGUCCUCAAGGACGCGGGCGAGGUCGUUCUUGAAGGCGGCGAGCGGGUCGAGUUUAUAAAGGGCGACAGGUUUAGGCUGGAGAGGAGCCAGGUCGAGCGCCUCAUCGUGCAAGGCUUCCUCGAGGAGGUCUAA
Molecule: messenger RNA, 654 nt
Organism: Apiotrichum porosum
Lineage: Eukaryota; Fungi; Basidiomycota; Tremellomycetes; Trichosporonales; Trichosporonaceae
Gene: PSF1
Product: DNA replication protein psf1
Exons: 1
Coding region: 1-654 (217 amino acids)
Biological process (GO): DNA strand elongation involved in mitotic DNA replication; DNA replication
Cellular component (GO): GINS complex
Source: RefSeq, a predicted model, not a curated record